UGCCUUCCUUGUUCAUGAUACGGUAUAAGCCUCCCGCGUGUCAGCAUUGGCACAUUGACACAUUGACGUGAAAUAGAAAACGCCUUGCCAAUCCAAGUAUAUGGCGUGUUGCAAAAAGAACACCAGCUCGGCCACCCGAGCUGUUGCCGCGCCGCCCAGUAAAAGCACCAUGCGAACCGGCCGUCCGAGUCUGUCCCGUUCUACCACCGUCGCCAUGCAAUGCAUGCAAGAUGAAAAUUUGUUUCCCGAGCCCGUAGGCUCAUACAGAAAAGACCCGUUAAACACCUCGCUUUUGAUGAGGCAUUUGAGAAUGCCGUAAAAAAAAGAAAACCGAAAAAGAAAACACACCAAAACCGCCAAACUCCAGAUUGUGCACAACGCAAUCAA
Lasiosphaeria miniovina is the source of this 387-nucleotide messenger RNA. RefSeq lists its product as uncharacterized. The coding region runs from base 101 to 319 and encodes 72 amino acids. NCBI's taxonomy places the organism in Eukaryota, Fungi, Ascomycota, Sordariomycetes, Sordariales, Lasiosphaeriaceae. The record is from RefSeq and is a predicted model, not a curated record. The transcript has a single exon.